GGCUGAAGGAGGGGAGAAAUGUGAGACAGGAGUGAGCGGGACACACAGCCACUGAUAGAGAAGAACUUGUUUAAGAGCAGUCACCAACAACUCUGAAGCAGAGAUCCUGGUGUCGAACGCACAUGAACAGAGGUGAAAGUUCAGGGGUCAGAUAUAACGGCAAAGAGUGAGAAUGUCAGUGAGGCCUCUCCUUUUCAUCCUGGGGAUCACCACAGCAACUGUUGUUACAGCUCAAGGCUCAUGGAGGAGAGACAACCGAGACUCCAACCCUGCUGUGUACCCAGAUGAGAACUUUGAGUGGACCACAUGGUUCAACGUCGAUCACCCUGGUGGACGUGGUGACUACGAACAGCUGGAAGCCAUUCGCUUCUACUACCGUUCCCGAGUAUGUGAGACCCCCCGGGCGCUGGAGGCCAGGACCACCGAGUGGGUCCCAGCUCGAGAAACUGGAGAAAUAGUUCAUGGAGACCCCACUGUGGGUUUCUGGUGCCUCAAUGAGGAACAAGGUCCAGAGCGUAACUGCUCGAAUUACGCCGUGCGCUUCCUUUGUCCUAAAGAUGGCGGUGCUAAGACUGAGGCAGUCUGGGGGCCUUGGUCCGACUGGAGCCCCUGCCCAGCCCUCUGUGAUCAAGUGGCGGUUCAAAUCCGCACAAGGAGCUGCAAGUCCCGCUCAACACCGUGCACUGGACCCAAAGUGGAAGGAAGAGCAUGCAGUGGCCCUUCCUGUCCAAUUCAAGAGUGCAGCCUCCAGUGCGUGAAAGGUAAAGUCAACGCAGAGUGCGACGCCUGCACCUGUGAAGAUCACAUCCUGCUGGGGUCUGUUCGGGGCGCUGGUGGCCUCACAGCUGAGGGGGCAGCAAUCCUGCGCUCUGGUCAGCUCCUCACCUUAACUGACCACAACGGACACUUCCGUGUCCCCGGCAUCUGCGCCGACGGCAACACCACCCUGUCGGUCAACCUGCAGGGACAUGUCACCCAAAACGUUGUCGUGCCCCUCAGCGAUCAAAGAACCUCAGUCCUGAGCCUUCAGCUCAAAAGAGCAGAAAAGCUCCGGGUUGUCAGCAAUCCUGAGAGCAAGGUCAGAAGAGAAGGACAAGCCAGUGCCCUCUGCUGCAAGAUCGAAGGGAUUCCUGGACCGGACAAAUACCAGUGGUUUCAUAAUGGGUCUCUCUUAGAAAAAGAGACUGAGAGCACUUUGGUGCUCCGCGAUCUGCGCAGUGGACACUCCGGGGAGUACUACUGCCGGGCAAGUGGUCCCACUGGGGCUGUGAAAACUAAAGCAGCCACUCUCAAAGUCAUUGGCAAAACGGAACAGUCGUGUGGCUCCCAGCCGGAGUCCAACCUCAUCCGUCUCCCUCACGACUGCUUCCAAAACAGCACCAACUCUUUGUACUACGAUGUGGGCAGGUGCCCCCCAAGAACGUGCGCCGGGCAGCUUGACAAUGGAAUCAGAUGCAACGACAAAGUGGCGUACUGCUGUGGCGUCGCAAAGAUGGAGAAGAGGCAGUUACAGUGUCGGGGCUACCAGCUGCCCACCAUGGUGGUGACCGAAUGCGGCUGCCAGAAGUGUGUUGACACCAAGGCAAUGGUGCACGGUCGGGCUGUGGCAGCGGACAACAGUGAGCCAAUGAGAUUUGGCCAUAUCUUUAUGAAUGGAGUGAGAAUUGGACGCACUGGUUACAAGGGGACCUUUUCACUGCAGGUGCCACCUGAGACUGAGAGACUGGUCCUGACUUUUGUGGACAAUUUGAAGAAGUUUAUCAACACGACAAAGGUUCUACCCUUCAAUGCAAAAGGAGGAGCCAUUUACCAUGAGAUCAAACUCCUGAGAAGGAAGGAACCGAUCAGAAUCAGCUCCAUGGAGACCAACACUCUGGAGCUGGGGGAAGUGGAAAACCAGGAUCCCAUGGUUCACAUUCAGAUUCCACCUCAUAGUUUUUACAAAGAAAAUGGAGAAAUCUUCACUGGUAAUGUCGACGCCAGCGUGACCUUUCUGGACCCAAGAGAUGUGUCAACCGCUGCUGCAGCCCAAAGUGAUCUGAAUUUUGUCGGCAGUGAAGGCGAUACUUUGCCUUUGAGGACCUACGGGAUGUUCUCCGUUGAUUUUAGAACGGAGGAAACAAACGAACCUCUGAACGCCGGUGAGGUCCAAGUGUUUCUGGAUUCAGCUCAGGUGACAAUGCCCGAGCAUCUCGGCGCUAUGAAACUCUGGUCACUAAACCCAGACACUGGUCUGUGGGAGGAGGAAGGAAGCCUGAAGUUGGAGAGGACAUCCAGGAGGAAGCGGGAAGAGAGGACGUUUCUGAUUGGUAACAUGGAGAUCCGAGAGAGGCGGCUCUUUAACUUGGAUGUUCCAGAAAACCGUAGGUGUUAUGUGAAAGUCAGAGCAUUCCGUAGUGAGCGGUUUAUGCCUAGUGAACAAGUGGAGGGGGUCGUGGUCAGUCUCAUCAACAUGGAACCCACAGCCGGUUUUUCGUCCAACCCUCGGGCCUGGGGCCGUUUUGAUAGCGUCAUCACGGGGUCCAACGGGGCCUGUCUGCCUGCCUUCUGUGACGACCAAAAAGCUGACGCUUACUCCGCGUAUGUCAUGGCCAACCUCGGUGGAGAAGAACUGGAGGCGGUGCCCUCCUCACCCAAACUCAAUCCGAACCUCAUUGGCGUCCCUCAGCCUUACCUCGAUAAACUGAACUACAGGCGCACCGAUCACGAAGAUCCCAAAGUGAAGAAGACGGCAUUCAGUAUCAACGUGGCAAAACCAACCCCAAACACGGCCGAAGAAUCCAACGGACCGGUCUAUGCCUUUGAGAACCUGAAAGAAUGUGAGGAGGCACCGUUCAGUGCUGCACACUUUCGCUUUUCUAGGGUAGAGGGCGAUCGGUACGACUACAACACCGUGCCCUUUAAUGAAGACGACCCUAUGAGCUGGACCGAGGACUACCUGAGCUGGUGGCCCAAGCCCAUGGAAUAUCGAGCCUGCUUCAUCAAAGUCAAAUUGAACAGCCCGCACGAGCUGAACGUCCGCUCUCGAAACAUGGGUGGCACCCACCCGAAAACAGUGGGUCAGCUCUACGGCCUCCGAGACAUUCGAAGUAUCCGUGACAUGGACACACCGACCCUGUCUGCUGUGUGCCUGGAGUUCAAGUGCAGCGGUAUGCUGUACGAUCAGGAACGUGUGGACCGGACCCUGGUGAAGGUGAUUCCUCAGGGAAGCUGCAAAAGAGACGAGGUCAACGGAAUGCUCCAGGAGUAUUUAGUCAACCACCUGCCUCUGGCCGUCAACAAUGACACCAACGAGUUCACCAUGCUGGCUCCUCUUGACCCGCUGGGUCACAACUAUGGCAUCUAUACCGUGACUGACCAGGAUCCACGCACAGCCAAAGAGAUCGCUCUGGGGCGCUGCUUCGAUGGCACGUCCGACGGAACGUCCCGAGUCAUGAAGAGCAACGAAGGAGUUGCACUGACCUUCACGUGCGGGGAUCGUGAAGUCACCCGUCAAAGUGUCUUCCAGACAGUUCAGAGUUCGCAGAGCCAAGUCAUGACAAGCGGAGGCAGAGGCGACAGCAGGCAAAACAGACGUCGACAGAGGGCAAACGCUCGAAGGAGGAGCGCCAGGGAUCCAUUGGGAAGACGCACAAGGACCCGGAACUAAAUAGCACAAGAUGAGAAGAGCGAAGCACCCGCCACGACAGGUGCACUCGUGUAUUCAGUUAAGCAGUUUGGCCACGUGCCCCUAUUAACCUUGAAAUUUCUUGCCAAUAGGCUGUUGCAUUUUUUAACUGUACUGUGGAAAAUGUAUACUUGAAAUUGUAAAUAGAGUAUUUAUUACACACAUCAAAACCCUGACACCAAUAAAGGAUCAAGUUCACCCAUUUGACCAGCGAUUUAUUAAAUUAGAUGCUUAAAAAACACUGCAGAUGCUGUAUUUCCAAACACUGUACAUUUCCAAUUGUCCAUGUCGCGACGAAUCUGGUCGACUGCUAGAAAACUAGGAGACGUAAACCUCAGUUUUGAGCCCAUAUGAAGAUAUGGUGGGGUGAGGCCUGCGGACCUCCGCUCCUCAUCACACUUGAUACAAGCCAGCAGAAGCAACGUUUAGAUGAAGACCAAGUCCGACAGAAUAUCACAUUAGAUUGCAGUUUGUAAAGCAACUGAAGGCCUUUAAGCUCUAUUUUCCCAAGGACACUCGAAAGAUGUAUCAAGUAAAUGUCUGUUAAACUUUUUGUGGAGUUCAGUUGUUGAACAUUCACCGUAAAAUGAAACGUCAAAUGUUUUCGGCUUUGCCUCCUGUAUGGAAAAUGCACACAGGCAGGGUGGUGUAGGUCGUCCGUCAUCUGUAUGUCACACCAUGGCACACAUGCCAAGAAAAUGAAGUGACAGAAAAACAGGCUUUAAAAUGUAUCUGUAUAUAUAUAUAGGACAUUGUGUUCUUGCAUAGAACCUUUGUUUCUGUCACUACAAAUACAACUGCAAUACUGUAUCUGUCAUUUUCUCCAGAGAAACGCUUCAUUAAA
Messenger RNA from Synchiropus splendidus (mandarinfish), 4511 nucleotides. RefSeq names its product cartilage intermediate layer protein, nucleotide pyrophosphohydrolase (gene cilp). The coding region runs from base 173 to 3649 and encodes 1158 amino acids. NCBI's taxonomy places the organism in Eukaryota, Metazoa, Chordata, Actinopteri, Syngnathiformes, Callionymidae. The transcript has 9 exons. The record is from RefSeq and is a predicted model, not a curated record.